AAAACGACUUUGACUACUACCAUCAAAUAUUUCUGUAUGCUAGCUAUGCUAACCAGCUUAUACAAAAGGCAGUCACAUCUUCUAAACCUGAAAAGGGACAACUUCUACAUGUUAUGCAGCAAAAACAGCCAACUAUAUCCAAAUCGGACUUAAGUAAGCACAUUGUGGGCCUGUUACAAUACAUAAAUCAUGACGGAUUUGAUGAAUAUCCACUUUGUUAAAUCAGAUUAGCUGAAUACACGCCAAGUUGGUCAAUGGAACGUCUACAUUCCAUUGACUCCUUCCUUUACCACAUCUAAUAGUGCUCUCUAUUACGUUGCAAUGACGUGAUUUGAAGUUGCAUUACAUUCCAAAGACUGAUGCUGAACACAGAAACAGGCAGAGUUGGUUGAUGAGCUGUUAAGUGGGCGUAUCACACUAACUGAAAAGUUCCAUGGGAAUGUAAACUCCAUCAUUGGAACUGUUCCGGUGUUUAUUCAUAACACACGCAUUACCAAUAUGUCCGAUUCAGGCCUCCUGUCUGAUUCCAAACAGUGUUCUCCGAAUUCAGGGGGAACCAUGCUAUCAGGGAUUGAAGAGGAGCCAACAGAAAAUGGUGAUGAGGAGUUGAAAGAUGGCUUAUUGGAACCACCAGAAAUGUAUAUGAAAGACAGGCGAAGAGCGAAAUCCCUGCCUGCGUACCCCAAGCAGGCUACGCUUUUUCAAGAAAUAGCCAAUAACGGCCGAAAACGGGUGAAGUUCGCAGACUCCAUUGGGCUUGAUUUGGCAAGUGUGAAGCACUUCAGCACAGCGGAAGACCCGCAAAUCCCUUCCAAUGUAUUUUCGAGACUGCAGAGCUUUCCCCCUCAACCGCAGGACCGAGAGUAUCGAAUUGGGGACCUGUGCGUAAACUUUAAAUCCACCUUGACCAUGGACCGUCUCAUCCCAACUUUCAAGAUGCCAGUUGAGUCUGAUGAUUUUGAAACCACGGUAUUGCAGCGCCACAUUAACCUGGAGAAGGUGACCAUCACCCGGUUUGACGUCCGUGGGCAGAUUCGGACGAAUACUCAAAGUUGUUGCAAGAGGGAAGUUGGUGUGAGGUACACGUUCAACGAGUGGCUGUCUUCCGUGGACGCGCAGGCGAUACCCAUGCCCGUUGGUGACAAUAUUGUCGGAUCUGUGGAUGACUGAUGAACAUUUCUCAGCUACACUGCCAAUGGGGACUGCACAGACCCAAGACCAUACUAAAAGACUGCCAAUUAAGCAGUUUAAGAGACAUGACAGUCCAUCUCACCUGUAGCAAAGGGGACUUCACCUGUUCUACAUCAUAUUUGCAUAUCAUGUCAUCCAAUCAGAAGGAGAGCUAUCCUACUGUACUGAGGUGUGAAUUGUAAUGAGUUAUGAAUUCAGAUAUUUUUAUGAAUUGUGUUAUUGUGCUAAUCAGUUUCAUGAUUGUGAAUGUUCUCUGCCAUAUUAACAAUUGCAGUACAGUGCACUCCGCUAAUAUGACUGAAUCAUAUAAUCAAUUUAGUGAUGUAAACAUCCUUACAAUGUACAAUGUCCUUGGCACUGUACACAUUGUCAUACUUAUAAGCGGCGGGCACUGCACUUCAUAUAGUCAACUCAUACAGUGUGUGCACCACCUAAUUCUAUGUGAAUCAACGGUAAAAGAUAAGGCUAAAACUUGUGGUAGCCUAUUUCCUAUAGAGUGCACUACUUUUGACCUAUAGUGCAAUACUUUUGAUCUCUGGUCAAAGGCAUUGCACUAAAGGGAAUGGCUGGUCUAAAGUAGUGUACCAUUUCAGACAUAGCCUUUGAUUCAGGGCCCAUAAUAUUGCAGAGUAUGAAAAUGUGUGAUGUAUCCUAGUUAUAAUAAAAUCAUGUGAAGCAAAAUCUGUGAAAGAGUUCUCUGCCACGAAACAUAUUAAUUAUUGUUUGUACUCCCAUGGGCACCAAGGAAAGAUUAACGAGCAAUCUGUUAUAUUGGUGUGCAUGGCUACACAGUGAAUGGCUUGUAGAGCUUGAACAGUGAAUAUCUACACUGGAUUGUUAAUUGGACUCGCUGUCAUUUCUUGAUUUCUAGUUUAUUUAAUUUUUUAUUAUUUGUGUUUUUGUAAUAUUGUGUUUGCGAGACAUUCUGCUGCACUGUUGGCGCUAGUAACAUAAGCAUUUUGCUGCACCUGGUAUAACUUCUGCAAAUCUGUGUACGCGACCAAUCAAAUUUGAUUUGGAUAAAAUAGUCUAAAAGGCAGCAGGUUCAUGGAACAUAAUGUAAAACACAUAUUUACUGCUCUCUGUAGAGUACUGGUUUCCCUCAAUUAAUGAGAAGAACAGAGAUCUAUGUGUUAGCAUUACACAGUGCCCAUUGGCACACAGCAUUGCUGUCCAAAUUACAGCUAUGACUACAUUUUAAAUAUUUUACAUAUGUUUGGGGGUGGAACUUGGUAAUGCUUUACAUCAACUGCAUAUUAUAAAGCAUACAUUACACAUCUACGUACCUAUGAAUUCAUACAUAGGCCAGUUACAAUAUUCUGUAAUACAUUUGUUUAAUGUAAAACUUAUGACAUCCAUAUAAUUACAUAGAAUCUCUAUGAUGACAUCACCUUAUCAAAACUCCUCCACUGCUUUCUCUACAGUCAGAACUUUCCCAGUGUGUUUGGAAUACUGUUGGUGGGUAUAUGAGCAGCAUACUAUUGAUGCCAGUGAUGUCACUUCCCUUGUUAGGUCUGUCAUGUACCCUUGGUUGUUGUCAGGUUGUUGUCCCAUACUAUACCUGUCCCCUGACCAAAGUUCAAGAGGCAAAUCAGCAAAUCACAUGGAGUUGUUCACUCUGUCAACAGAGAAUCGCUGGUUUCCAGGCUGCAGCGAUAAUAAUCUCUCCAGACAACAUCCACAUAGACCAGUGUUCAAAUAUGAAAUCAUUUCAAAUAGUGUUUGAACUCAGGUCUGGAGUCCGCACAGCAUGUCUAUGUACUCGUUCCUGUAACGGUCCAGUCUUUUUCAGACUCUUGGCCUACUGAACUGAAUGUAAACAGACUAUAGACAAUGUGAAAAUGCAAAGUUCGUCUCAAUCUUAAAUGGUAUGUUGAUGUAACAGUGCAACACGGUAUGUUGUUUUAACCCUGCGAUUCAUGCACUAAACAUGACAUCAAUUAGGCUAUUGAAUAUAUGAACCAAUGAAAUGGACGAAGUGUUUCAAAUGCAAAUGCUAUUUUUCUUAAACAGUACAUGACAUUUUGAUAAUAAACUGUCCUUAUCCAG
Coregonus clupeaformis (lake whitefish) is the source of this 3240-nucleotide messenger RNA. Its product is annotated as protein phosphatase 1 regulatory subunit 3G-like. Lineage: Eukaryota; Metazoa; Chordata; Actinopteri; Salmoniformes; Salmonidae. The record is from RefSeq and is a predicted model, not a curated record. Gene Ontology annotation, biological process: regulation of glycogen biosynthetic process. The transcript has 2 exons. Gene Ontology annotation, cellular component: protein phosphatase type 1 complex. Gene Ontology annotation, molecular function: protein phosphatase 1 binding; glycogen binding. The coding region runs from base 499 to 1170 and encodes 223 amino acids.